AUGGCUGCCCCUUCAGAGGUUUCGAUGCAAAAUCUUACGGGCUAUUGGACUUUGAGCAAACCUCUUUCCGGUGCUUUUGACCCAGUUUUCGCCAUCCAGGGCAUCCCGUGGGUUCUUCGCAAGGUCAUCAGCCUGGCCACGUUGUCGUUGAAGGCCAGCCACGAGGUUGACGAGUCCGGAGCAAAGGCUUUGGUUCUCACCCAGAUUGUGUCCGUUGCCAUUGCCGGGCUCAGCGAGGAGAAGGAAGUCCGCGUGUUGGAUGGGCGAGAGAAGUUCCACUCUUCGGCCUUAUUCGGUACCUCCUCUGCCCAGUCCCGCAUGAUAAGCCUAUCGACGGCUACCGGUCACGACGGGAAGCCCUUUGAUCCGUUGUUGAUCCAAGACUUUGUGAACGAAGGAGAAUCCGGGGAGGAGAACCUCUUGUAUGAUUUAAUCAUCCAUCAGACCAACGGCUGGGUCAUGGAGCAGAUCUGGGGGUUUGGUAUGGUGAAUAAUGAGAGGCGGCUUAUAAGGACACUGGGCAUCAAGAAAGGUGACAAGGUAGCCUAUACUCGAGCCAUUUAUGAUUGGAUGGGAGAGGACGGAAAGGAUGGGAAAUAG
Messenger RNA from Thyridium curvatum, 600 nucleotides. RefSeq lists its product as uncharacterized. The transcript is spliced from 2 exons. The record is from RefSeq and is a predicted model, not a curated record. The coding region runs from base 1 to 600 and encodes 199 amino acids. NCBI's taxonomy places the organism in Eukaryota, Fungi, Ascomycota, Sordariomycetes, Thyridiales, Thyridiaceae.